AUGUUCGUCCGGUCGUCCGUUAUGCGCCUUGUGGCUUGCAUAUUCGGGCUCCAGUGGCUGGCAGCAGAAGCCUACAUAUACAGUGGCCGCCCCUCACAUCCUGAUCUCCCGGGCCAUAGCGAUAGAUCGGAGGUGAAAGGCUCAAGCGGAUAUGGCUGCCAGACCCGUGACAGCGAGGUCGUUUUACCCAGAAAUCCGAAAAGAGCCGGCGAGGAUGACGGCACGCUGUGGACUGGGGAAACCGUCUUCGAUAUCACUCGGCGACCUACCCGGGAAACCAACGGGUCAAAUGGACUAGACACGGUCUGCAGCGGAGUGUAUCGCAUGCCUACUGUUUUUUGGCUCGGGCCGUCUACCCAGGGCAGCGAGGGCGAGGACAACAAAGUUGGUCUGGGCAUGAUCACCUGGGAGACAAAUGACACCGACAAAGCCGAUGCGUGGCAUGUUUAUCGCCCGUGCUUGGAGGCAGCAGGUAGGGACCGGGCGUUUCUACUCAAGGGGCUUGCCCACUACGACAAUUCAACCGAGCCCCCCGACGACACUACACUGGGGUUGAACCUGGUUGCACCCCCGCCGGGAAAUGAAGCAUCUGCUGCACCCGGUCCGUCUGGGCAGCUAUUUUUCAACGGCACCUACAACGGCGUCAAGGAAUCCGAGGAGUACCUUGGAAAGGCGGCGGUGUAUUUGGGAGAGCUCGCCUUCACCGAGGACCUCAACUGUACCAGCUCCGCCGGCUCAGGGGGUGAUUUUGAGUUCCUCUCCUACGGGGAUGGUACCAUUCGACCGGGGACGUCCGUGAAUGGGAUACUCACCAACGACACCAUUCUCCUGCGGCUGGCUGGGUCGUGGGAGUCGAAAAUCCUGGAGGGCGAGGAUACCCGGACCAACGCAACCGUGACAAAUAUCAUAUAUACCGAAACGGAAUUUGCUAUCACGUUCAACGGCCGUUACGAUUUGCGCAAUUCAUCCCAGCGUCUCGUUGUCAAUACCUCCCGUGCGAAUGUUAUGACUUUUAUCGCUGCAGGGACGCGACCGUACCCUCCCGCUGUUUUCUCCUUCUUCUUAAGCGUUGUACUUUUUUGCUCCCUCUAUACCAAUUUGUGA
Molecule: messenger RNA, 1104 nt
Organism: Histoplasma capsulatum G186AR
Lineage: Eukaryota; Fungi; Ascomycota; Eurotiomycetes; Onygenales; Ajellomycetaceae
Exons: 1
Coding region: 1-1104 (367 amino acids)
Source: RefSeq, a predicted model, not a curated record